UUCCGUCACCACGUGAGAGCGAUAUUAUUUUAACACUACUCGCCCGCCAAUAAUACGCCGUAAAAUAAAUAAAUCGUAAGACUUUUUUCUCAUUCGCCCCCAGUGAAAUAUUAUUCUGCGUGUGUGUGUGUGUGUGUUUUCAAUUUUAAUAAAUUAGAAAAUUUUAUUCGCCCAACACUAUAAUAUAAUAUUAGAUAAUAUAUUUCUAUACUCUGAGAUUAGUUUCGCCGUCGUAAUACAGUCACUAUACAGCGUGCGAUAAUAUACGACUCGUAAUAUUAUUUCGACUUGUAUAUUAUAACAUUGCAUUGAUUUUCCGCAUACGAUUUAUCGUUUUCGAUUCCCUCGGAUUCUAUAACCAGCAGCGCCGGAGUUAAAAAUAUACGUAUUUCGAUUUGGAUAUAUGGCAUCACUCUCGGGACACAAACUCCAAUAAGGCACCCACGUGGACAUAUUUUGAUUGAUGAUCAUCGUCAGUAUUGUCUAUUAUCGUAUAGUGUAAAUAAUGUCGAAUAAUGCACUCGGCGGACGACGCCGCGUAACGAUAUGGAAUUACCGAGAGACCACUCAAAUAAUAUAAAUAACGAAAACGAAAAUCGUCGUUGAACUUUGAGUCAUUAAGGUUCUCCGGAGCGGGCCAUGAACGGAUCGGAUUUCGGCGAGCCCAACUCGACCAGCAACGGAACCGAUGGAGUGGCGUGGCCGGACAGCAACCAAUUCGAGCUGCCGUGGUGGCACCAGCUGGCAUGGACGGUGCUGUUCGUGCCCAUGAUCAUGGUGGCCACGGGCGGCAACCUGAUCGUCAUAUGGAUAGUCAUGACCAACAAACGGAUGCGGAACGUGACCAACUACUUUCUGGUGAACCUGUCCAUCGCGGACGCCAUGGUGUCCACGCUCAACGUGUCCGUAAACUUUAGUUACAUGCUGACCAGCAACUGGACGUUCGGCACGGCCUAUUGCAAGAUCAGCCAGUUCGUGGCCGUCCUGUCCAUAUGCGCCAGCGUGUUCACCCUGAUGGCCAUAUCCAUCGACAGGUACAUAGCAAUAAUUCACCCUCUGAGGCCGCGUCUGGGUCGGAAGACGACGCUGAUGAUAGCCACCAGCAUUUGGGUGGUGGGCACCAUACUGUCCAUACCGAACCUGAUAUUCUUCACCACGCACACGGAACAGUUUCCCAACGGUGACCAGCGGGUCAUAUGCUACGCCGAGUGGCCGGACGGCAUCACCACCAACAGCUUCCAGGAAUACGUCUAUAACGUUUCGUUUAUGAUAAUUACGUAUUUCAUUCCCAUUGGACUGAUGGGUUUCACCUACGCUAUGAUCGGACACGAGCUGUGGGGAAGUCAAAGCAUCGGAGAAUGUACACAGAGGCAGUUGGAACACAUCAAGUCCAAGAGAAGAGUUGUGAAAAUGAUGAUCGUUGUCGUGACGAUUUUCGCCAUUUGUUGGCUGCCGUACCACAUUUACUUCAUUGUCACAUCUCAUAUGCCGGAAUUAACUAACGCACCGUACAUACAAGACGUAUAUUUGGCCUUUUACUGGCUAGCGAUGUCUAAUUCUAUGCACAACCCUAUCGUGUACUGUUGGAUGAACUCCAGAUUCCGCCAAGGGUUCAAGCAGUUCUUCUCUUUCGUGCCGUGCAUCAACGUGAGAACCGGCAGCCUGAUCCGACGGGAAGUUGUCACCAGCAGGUACAGCUAUAGCGGAUCCCCGGACGCCCACUAUCGGAUAGUGCGCAACGGCACCGUUUGCAUACCCUUGAACCACCUGUGCGUAGACAACGGGAGAGGUCACUUGAAGGUACCGACCGCUCAUUGGAGGCAGGCGAAAAAACACGGCAUCGACAGCAGCGUUGGCGAGAUGAGCAGCACCAGUUUCAGCAACACGGGAACGGCGGCGGGAGAAUCGAUUGCCAUGGCGAGUACAUCGACCUACAGCAAAAACAGCAACAUCAACUGCGGAGAAGGCAGCCAGAGGACCGGUCUAGGAAAAAAUGCAAAUUCCGCAUCCUGACGACAACCGUCGCAAAAGGACGACGGGGACCACGAUCUCCGUCACCGUCGGUCGUCGGCGACCGAUGUUACUACUCCGAGGAAUGCUGCAAAACAGCAGAUUUGGAUUUAAUGACUGGGCUGGUCACUCUGUCCGCUGUCAC
Molecule: messenger RNA, 2155 nt
Organism: Metopolophium dirhodum (rose-grain aphid)
Lineage: Eukaryota; Metazoa; Arthropoda; Insecta; Hemiptera; Aphididae
Product: tachykinin-like peptides receptor 99D
Exons: 8
Coding region: 640-2013 (457 amino acids)
Biological process (GO): G protein-coupled receptor signaling pathway
Cellular component (GO): plasma membrane
Molecular function (GO): tachykinin receptor activity
Source: RefSeq, a predicted model, not a curated record